Funneliformis caledonium is the source of this 3822-nucleotide messenger RNA. The record is from the annotation of a GenBank genome assembly. Lineage: Eukaryota; Fungi; Glomeromycota; Glomeromycetes; Glomerales; Glomeraceae.
AUGUUACCUGAAUAUGGAAAUUAUGAAGUAAAAUCGCAUGAAAAGGCAUUCCAAAUGCAGUUGAUAACCCAUCGCCCGCCUAAUAACAACUAUACAAAUCAUCGAACUCCGCAACACAAUCAAUAUCAUCGCUAUCGCAACGGAGGCUAUCGCAACGGUAGCAAUAAUAUGGGCGGACGCAGUUAUUCAAAUGGUUGGAACCAUUAUGAUAAUAGUGGUAUGCGUGAUUACAAAGAACCCCCUCCGGACUGGAAGAGAUUCGUCGAAAUAACUUUCAUGGUUAGUAAAGUCCCUCAAAAGGCCGACGUUUCGGAAAUAAGAGAGGCAUUCUCUUCUCAUGGAAACAUUUAUAAAGUCGAAUUUGAAACGAGAGAUUCUAUGGAGGGUGAACAGCCAACCGGAGCUGUGCGUGUUACGUUUAGGCCCGUGCCCUCAACUCCAUUUUGGAGAGAACCAGUACGUUUUCAUGGGAAAGACUUACAAGUUGAUUAUUUGGACCAUAUGUCGGAUCAUUUCUGUGACUAUACUGAUAAUAAAAAAUUUAAGUUAAGGUUUCAUUCGUUAAGAGCGGAAAGUUUAGAGAUGGGCGUCUAUAUGCAACCAGAAGUUUUUGUUUCAGAAGUGAAAUAUUCUGAACUCGUACAAUUCAUCAUUAAUUAUCAAAAACGUAAUAUUUCUGUUGAAUUUGGUAUUAAGAACUUACAACAAUAUUACAUGUUUAAGAUGGAAAUCGAAUUUAAGGAUAUCGACGGUGAGAUCCAUGCUGAACUUGAUGACUCAAGACAAAGAUCACGGGGAAUAAUAACUAUUGCUAACAAAUUUCCUGCAAGGUAUUGGAUGUUCGACAAUAGGUUACAAUCAAAAAAUCAAUUCAAUUGGAGAAUGUCCGACUCUUGGAAGCGUAAAACUGAAAUACGAGUUAAAAAAAGUAAUACGGAUGGUAUACCCCUUCAACCACAUAUGCCAGAUAAUAGUGAACAACUGGGCAAAUGGGUUGUUUUUAGAAUUACCUUUGACCUGGAUGGAGUUGCCAAUACUCAUAGAGAAGGGUUCAUUCUAUUCAAGGAGAUGAUGCAAAAAGCGAGCGAAUACAACCUAGCUCCCAAGAACGCCAUUAACAAAAGGCCGCUACGUAUUGUUGAUGGGAUUAAUAUGCGCAAAUGCGUGGAACGUUCAAUGUUAAAUUAUGACGUUCUUUAUAUGGUUGAAUGUAACCUUUCAUUCAACUUUUUGCACGACUAUAAUUUGAAUAGCGAGUUCUUUUCACUGUUGAACAGUCUGCCAACAGAAUCAGCAACAUACAUCAUGGAGACGAUCUAUGCAAAAAAGAAACGUCAGUUUGAUCCAUUGUCGUAUUUAAGAUAUGAGUCCAUGAGACAUGUCGAGAGGAAGCCGAGGCAUGUGCCAUCCUAUUGUGCAAUGAUGCGUAAGGUUGUAGUAACCCCAACAACCAUGUACAUCUUGGCUCCGACCAUGGAGACUUCCAAUCGUGUGAUACGUCACUUUCACCAUAUGAAGGACAACUUUUUGCGUGUCCAAUUCGUGGAUGAAGCAUCUAACAAAGUUAGUUCGACCAAUGGAACUCAUAACGAUGCCUUGUAUAACAAGAUUUUCAAAGUUUUAUGCGAUGGUAUCAAGAUCGGGGAUAGGCACUACGAAUUUUUGGCAUUUUCAUCAAGUCAACUGAGAGAUCAUUCAUGUUGGUUUUUUGCUCCAACCGCUGAUAAAUCUGCGGAUGAUGUUCGCAAAUGGAUGGGGACCUUUUCAACUAAUAAAAGUGUCGCCAAAUAUGCUGCUCGUAUGGGGCAGUGUUUUUCAAGUACUCGUGCAAUCGCGCGUCUGCCAGUUAACGAUAUCGUAAAAAUCCCUGAUCUAAUAAGAAAUAAUUAUACGUUUUCAGACGGCGUAGGAAAGAUCUCUUAUGCUUUAUCAAAAAGAGUGGCCGACACCUUAGAACUAAAGACCGUUCCUAGUGCGCUCCAAUUUCGACUUGCUGGGUAUAAAGGAGUAUUAUGCCAAUCAAAAUUUCUGCGAAAAAAUCAAAUUCAAGUGCGUCCGAGCCAAGAAAAGUUCGCGUCGAACCACUAUGUAUUGGAGGUUAUAAGAGGGUCUACCUUCAUUCCAGCAUAUCUCAAUAGGCAAGCUAUUACAUUGUUGUCUGUACUAGGAGUACCCGACAAUGUAUUCAUUGAUAUGAAAAAUGCGCAGGUCAAUGAGCUAGAUAAAAUGCUUAAAAACGAGAAUAACGCCGUAACUGUUUUACAUAAAAACAUCGAUGAACACGGCGUAACCAAAUCUCUGGCAGACCUUGUGAAGGCCGGAUUUUUACAGAGCAAAGAUAGAUAUCUAAUGAACUUGAUAUCUUUAUUCAGCAUUAUGAUGUUGAGGGAUCUUAAGAAAAAAGCUAAGAUUCGUGUAGACAAAGGUGCAUUUUUGUUAGGAGUUUUGGACGAAACGGAGGCUUUAAGAGAGGGUCAGGUGUAUUGUUGCGUCUCUGAUCCGGUAAACCCUUCCAGUAGGAAAGUGAUUACGGGACCUUGUAUUGUGUACCGUAAUCCUUGUUUUCAUCCUGGAGACAUACGUGUCGUUACUGCAGUGCCAUGCCCUGCUUUGAGUCACCUUGUCGAUGUGGUGGUAUUCCCAGCGGUGGGCUAUCGUGAUAUUCCUAGUGAAUGCAGUGGAGGAGAUCUAGACGGUGACGAUUUUACCAUCAUAUACGAUGAGCGCUUAAUGCCAAGGAUUCGAAACUAUGAUCCGAUGAAUUACGAGGCGCCAAAACCUGAUUUGGUAGAUGAAGUAACCAUGACGCAUAUCAAGCAGUUUUUCGUGAAUUAUAUCUUGUCUGAUCAACUGGGUAUGAUCGCGAAUGCCCACUUGGCAAAAGCCGAUCACUCGGAUAGUGGCGCAUUUCAUGGGCAAUGUAUACGCCUUGCGCAAUUACAUUCUGAAGCCGUGGAUUUCCCCAAAACAGGAAGACCGGCAAUCUUUCCAAAUGAGCUCCGAGCCCGUUCUUUCCCAGACUUUAUGGAAAAGCCCGACAAAAAUAGCUAUGAAUCUAAAAAGGUCUUGGGUAUUAUGUACCGCUCUAUUGAGGUUGCAGAGUUCGAACCCUAUACCCGUUUGAAUUUUGAUGAAAGAUUAUAUGUGGAAGGAUAUAGAGCGUAUUUAGAGGAAGCAAGGGUUCUCAAAAGAACAUACGAUGAGGACAUCAGAGGAUUGAUGAACCAGUUUGGUAUUAUGACUGAAUUUGAGGUAGUCAGCGGAUUUAUCGUAAACUCGGUCACGAAAGUUGAUCGAAAGAAGCCGCGCGACGUCACGAAAUCUGUUUUAGACGCUAUGGGUCCAUUAAAAAAGCAUUACAGGAGAAUAUUUGAAAAAGAGUUUUAUGGUGAAGGAACUAAUAUGGUUUCACCAGAAGCUCGUAAUCGAAUGGAGGCCAAAGCAUUUGCGUGGUAUUAUGUAACGUAUCAUCCUUCCGAAUUGGGAGACGAUGCUUCGGAAAACAUGAUCACAUUUCCUUGGAUUGUUCAUGAUACAUUAUGCGAAAUCGCCAUUCGAAACAAUAAUAGAGCGAAUAAUCCUUUCCAAGACAUUCCCCGGCAGAACUCACCUCAUGAAACUAAUGGAACAAAUGGCUUUAUGGAUCAUCAAUCUACUAUCAGUAUUCAUCAUCAUACCACCACCGCCGUGUAUAAUAAUGGCAAUGCUAUGUAUGAUGACAUUCCUGAUGAUUCGGAUCAAUUUAUUGAUGACUUUAUUGACGACGAUGAUGACGGUAUGGAAAGAUUGAUGCAAUCUAUUAGGGGACAGAGACAUGGGUAA